AUGUUAAAAGUUCUUACUGGAACAAUGAAGAAACACCCAGAGCACAUGGAAAAAGAAAUAAACGUUGCCCCUGGUUCUAUUUUAUUCAAAAAUGUUGCACCAAAUGCCUCGACUCUGGAUAAUGUCGAUGUUAAAUUUAAUGAUAGCGCAAACUUUUAUUAG
Molecule: messenger RNA, 162 nt
Organism: Ambispora gerdemannii
Lineage: Eukaryota; Fungi; Glomeromycota; Glomeromycetes; Archaeosporales; Ambisporaceae
Source: the annotation of a GenBank genome assembly